This is a messenger RNA of Cheilinus undulatus (humphead wrasse), 6692 nucleotides long. RefSeq names its product protein FAM171A2. Lineage: Eukaryota; Metazoa; Chordata; Actinopteri; Labriformes; Labridae. Bases 104 to 2626 code for a protein of 840 amino acids. The transcript is spliced from 9 exons. The record is from RefSeq and is a predicted model, not a curated record.
UCAGCGCCUGGCAUGUCUGAGGAGGAGUGAAGAGCUCACACGGCUGGGAGAAAUAUGGACCCACGGCAGACCUGGAGCUGGGACUAGACAUGUAGCUGCAAGGAUGCCAGCCGACUUCGUCUCCCGCUUGCUCCUCUUCGCCUCGAUCUGCGCGGUUUGGGAGGCUCUGCUGGCCAAAUCUCUUCCAGAUCAGGGAGCAGUUGAGGUGCAAAUAAAAGUCCAGGUGUUCGACAACAGCGACCUAUCUCCGUUGGCGGACGCUCAAGUGGAAGUCCACGGAAAUCAGACCGUCUUGGCGUCCAGCAAGGCGGGCAGAGAUGGCGUCCUGAGGGUCAGCUUCCCUUACCGCACAGGAACAUGGGUGAUCAUCACAGCCUCCAAACAAGACUACGUCACCAACUCUGUGCCCUGGCACUCCAGCCGGAUCCCCCUGUACGCAUCAGUCAGCCUGUACCUCCUGGUUCAGAGACCAGGAACUCUUAUUCUGUAUGAUGAUGUCCUGCAAGUGCUGUCUGGGUCACCAGGAGCUCGUAAUCAGCCGCUGGUGCAGCUCCAGAGGAAAUCCCUUCUGCUGCCGCCAAACUCCAACUACACGGCACUAUCGGCUGCUCUGACCACAGCGAGGACGCAGUAUGAGAUCGGAGGUUUCCCAUUCUUGUUGGGUCAAGAGACCAAUAGCUCAGGUGCAGAGACAGGAUGGACAGACUUGACAGCUCUGGCCGUAGUCAGCAUCCAGCUCUAUGACAAAGAUGGUGGUCCGAUCCAGGUCUCAGAUCCAAUCCACGUCUCUGUGCCGCUGCCGUCAGACACUCGCAACAGGAUGGCCACGAGCGUCCCCGCUUGGCUGUAUCAGCCUCGGACGGGACUUUGGGUCAGGAACGGGACGGGGUACAUCAAAAAGGACGGCCAGCAGUUUGUCUGGAACGUGGUCGUUCCUCAGAUGGGAUACUGGUUAGCUGCCUUCCCUUCAUCUUCAGGCUCAGACUGUGAUUCAAGAUGCCAGAUAUUUAAAGGAUUGGGUCUGUCUCAUCCAGGCUUGAGGGACAUCACCACCUACCACACCUUGUUCCUGCUCGCCAUCCUGGGCUCACUAGCUCUGCUGGUGCUGAUUCUGCUCUGUGUGCUGCUCUACUACUGCAGGCGAAAAUGUUUGAAACCUCGUCGACAACAAGGGAAACCCCAUACAGCCAAUCUAAAUGGUGCAAAGAGAGAUCAGGGUACUUCUACUUCUCGCCUCAAUCUGAUUUGUGGAGGCCAUGUGGAGUCUGCUGCAUCCAAUGAAAAAUCCGAAAGGUCCCCGUCUCGAGACUACCACAGCUCAAAGGAGGACUUAACUAAACACGUUCCAGCUCACAUGCUGCGACACGCAAAGGGAAAGAAUAAUUCAGGAUCCCAACGGGGUGAAAGCUUCGCCAUGAAGGUGACACGAGCCACUGAGACAAACAACCUGGACAACCCUCUUCUACAUGAAGACUACAAUCGGAGCUACAGCCCAAUGGAGGGGAAAGAGUCCGAAUACCAUCGACAUCACAAUGCCAAUGACAAUCGAGGGUACUCUUCUGACCCCCCAUCCCCACCUCGCUUCCAAGGAUACGUGCCAAACCAAUCAGACAAACCUCCUGAGUACUCAGCAGCAGCUGCAGACAGCCUCGCCAGACCAACAUCCUUGAACACCCAACCCGGUCAGAUCAUCUUCUGCAGCUCCAUCGACCAGAUGAAGGAGAAUAUGUAUCGCAGCAUGGUGCCAACGCUAGUCAUCCCAGCUCAUUAUAUGCGUCUACCCUCUGAGUUUUCUGGUAAAGAUGGCAAAGACCAGAAAGAUCAAGACAAAGAUGGAGCACAGAUGGGAGGAGGCCAGCAGCACCAUCACCACCACUCCCAGAAAGGACAACAGCAGCAGGGAGGAUCCCAAGGUGACGACUCUGAGGAGCCAAGUUGGGCGUCCGACUCCUCCGGUGGGCCUGUGACCAUCCCAGUACUCUUCAACGACUCCACCAUGGCUCAGAUGAAUGGCGAACUGCAGGCUCUGACUGAGAAGAAGCUACUGGAGCUGGGAGUAAAGCAGCACCCUAGAGCAUGGUUCAUCUCCUUGGAUGGACGCGCCAAUGCCCAUGUUCGCCACUCCUACAUAGAUGUUGCAAAUGACCUGAGUGGUGGUGGAGGCGGUGGAUUCUUGAGUGGUACAAGCAGCUCUGCCCGAGAUAUCAACCUUGAACCCCCACUGGAGUCCCAAGAGCGCAAGGCAGGAGUCAACCGGAAGGGCAAAGAUGACCGCUGGGGGACAGGAGGGCGGAAGGGCCACGGGGUGAGCAGCAGCGGAGGGAAGACAUACUCCAAACUGGCCUACCCUGACCACAGCGAUCCCAGCAGCAGUGAGGGACGCCCUGUCUCCCCUGAAGAGAACUCCCUCACCCCACUCCUCGAUGAAGGCCCAUCUUCCCGAGGGUCCACCAUCCCCAGGAGAGGGCGCAGUCGCGUGAAUAGCAGCCGCAGCAGCAACAGCGAGAACCGCCGUGAUUCCAUGACCAGUCCUGAGGACGAUCCCGAUGACAAAGACGAGAACAAGAAGAGUCCAUGGCAGAAGAUAGAGGACAGGCCUCUCAUGGUCUUCCACCCCAGGAAGUGAGGUGUUUGAACACUGGACUUUUUAACGAUCUUUUCAAAAGGGGAAUCUGAGAGAUGUUUUCACUGAGAGAUCUCACAAUAAGCACAAUCAUGCUCCACUGGUUCAUUGUCAGGUUGUUCUUUGACCUUUGUGUUUCUGGUGAGGUGCUUUUGCACUUUUGUAGUCUCACUGUCAGUGAAUCUCACUGGUUUCCACUGAGAAGAUCUAUGGUAUCCUGAAACCUAUCCAGUUUGUUGUGAACCAUGUCACCUAUCACAUCACCGAUCCAUUGUCUGAGCCAUUGCAUCUACUGACUGUGGAAAUAGCCAUUUUAUAGAGCAAAAUAUAUGAAGAAAGCACUUACUAAUUCUUUGAUAAUUGUUCAUUGAUACUUGAUUGCAAAGUAUUUGGAAGUAGAUGGAGUUUUUAUGGCACUGAUAGGUACUUAGGUGAAUUAGAUUCCUUUCCUCUGACUCCCAAGGUUCAUAUCAGUGGUGGAAGAUAUGCACCUGUUUAUCCUUAAAUGUUCCUGUUCCCUUGACUAUAUAUAGAGUAAGUUUUCUUAAAGGGAAACAUGUUCCCAGAACUUGAAUAUGUAGAGAACAUAUCUAUUGUUUGACUUUUCUUGAGCCCCUGGGAAUGGAUAAUGCAAUCUAUUGGUCCAAUGUGCGACUUGCAUUUUGCUCCUUCAGGGAUGUACUUGAGUUCCUCUUCUUCCUGUACUAUGUUCAUGUGUUUGAAUUAAUCCAGCUGGCUACACACUAGGUGAUUCUGAAGCAAUUUAAAAAACAUGGGCCAUCACAGACCAGUGGUUCUUAACUGGUCUAGCAUCAGUAUCCACCACUGCCUCCUUGGUGACAAAUCACAACGCAUAUUUCUUACAUUUUUCAAUCAUAACUGAAUAGCUUUAAUAUAAAAUGGGGCUGUUUGGACUUUAAAUGGAGCAAAAGAUGUCCCAAAACAAAAUAUAGUGGCAUUCUUCAAAAUAAAAGCACAUCAUAGACUUUUUGCCACAUUUUUCCAGGCACACAUUCACAAACAACUAAAAAUGACUUUAUUAACCACUUUUGUGUUUCAGCCUAAGAGUUGAGAACCAAGGCACUAGAUGCUUUGGCCAGACUGUAAGACAAUACGUCUGCCAUUUGUAGUUACAAUUUUACAGUGGAGAUUCAAUGGACAGGAGCUCUCACAGAAACUUGUGAUCAAAUGUGACCCCAGGACAAAAAAAACCAAAACAAACAUAGCCAGCAAUUAGUGUCAUUUACUGGCUGUCCUGUCCUGAUUUUGUAUGCAGGGACAAACAAGCAAAAUUGCUAAUACUCCUACCCCUUGUUUUUGAGUGCCCCCUUCCCCUUUGUGGUGGAAUCUUCCCUUACAAAAUGGGACGACCGCCAAGCUCCGAUGCAUCCAAGACAGCGGUCUGACAGUUGAGACGAUAAUACCAUACAUUUCUACUACAGUCAAACUAUUUAAAAGUCUUGUUUGAAAUCAAAAGGACCAAAAUGCAAUGAAACAAUAAUUAAUUAUAUGAGAUCUCAGUUUUAAUGUCUUGCAAAUGAUACACAAGGUUCUGGGAGAUUUCCCAUGACAUUAAGUUUGGAGUUUGCCUCUGGAAAAUCUUAUUUUGAAGGGUCAUGUAGCCCUUUUAUUUCACCCCACCCCGUCCUUCCUUCCAACAAGAAUCGGGACACCCUACCCCUCGACAUGAAUGUGCAAAAUACAGGGGUAGUGGUAGGGUGAAAGAGGGAUUGGGAUUGACACAUUAUAAGAGCCUCUGUCCACAGCUGCUAUUUUUUUGCACUGGCAGCACUCACAACCUUCAGAUCACUAGUUUAUAGAAGUUAACUUCUGCUUUCCUAACCAUAAGGUUAGCCCGAUAUGGUUAAUUUGUUCUUCAAUUGAGGAAAUAUCAUCAAGGAAACAUGAAAACAGUCCUGUAUUGACAUAGGCAGCAGCUGUAGACCUGGGAACUUUAUAUCAGUAUCUUUUGCCAUUAUUCCAAGUCCUCUUCUUGAUUUUGAUUUUGCCAGUGAAGGGGGAGAGAAAUGGGGCGAGCACGGUGCUGAUCCCAAAGCUGAACUAGGCCUUUAAACAUGGCAACACAAACAGCGGAUGCCAAGGCUAUUUUUUCAGCCUGGAUGUUGAUGGACUAGACUGGCUUUGUACCAAAAAUUAGCACUGCUAGUGCAAAAUGGGCAGCUCUGGUCAUAGGCCCUAAAACCCCUUGUGUUAUUGACGGGAAUUCCUUUUUCACAAUGCCACUUGGCUUGGGACACUGUUCACUGCCAUGAUUGUGAGCUGUAAAAUCAUGCAACGUCAAGUUGGUUACGCUUCCCUCUCAAUGGCUAUUGUUGAUAUAACUUUUAAAGCAGCCUGAUCGGCAAUAAUAUCAAACCUGUCUGAUAGUUAUGAUUUGAGACCAAGGAGGCUCUGUCUUGAUUGAGAGCAGGAAAGGACCAGACAUUUAAGGAUUAUUUGAACAAGUUACCAGUUGCAACUAGCCUCAAACGGGCAAAUAGGUUGGCCUAAAACCAUCUAGAAUGUAGCCAGCCUUAUUCAGAUUUGAAAUGUUGAGCAUCAUCAUCAUCAUCUACAAGUGUUUCUGCCAUCCUCUGUCUUGACUGAUCUACAUUUCUGCCAAAAUUUUUGCAUAUCUGCCUUUUUCUCCCAUUUUUGAAGCAAAGACUUGAACCUUUGCGCUUUCUUGAAGUGUAAAUAGAUUCCCAAACAUUUGAAAGACCAUUUGGUAACGAAAGAUUGCAUGCAUACACUAUGAAUGUAUGAAACAAACAGAAGGCCCCCCCACAGUUUCUCGGGAUCCUGCGUAGACAACCCCAAAUCGCCAAGACACGUUGAACCAUCACUUUACUUGAAGACUUACCUAUUUAAUAUCCGACUGAGAUCUACAGGGGUUGUUUGUAGGCAGGGCCGGUACCACUUCUCUCCUGUAAGUGCCUUCUUUCACAAAGGAUCGAGUGAUAGGCAUGCAGGUCCCUUUUUAAAAUGCAGUUAGUUGUCAUCUUAACUUAUCUGUCGAGAUCGGCGUCACCUUAACUUACCCGCUGAGAUCGGCACCACUAAUAAGCACACUGCAUUGUGGUAACAACAACGCCAACACGUCACUCUGGGGAGCAUGCCUGCCAAAACGUAUGACUUUUCUUGGCUUUUACGUCCUUGGAUAUCUUACUUUCUUGUAUCUAUCCUCUUUUUCACCAAACUUGUAAAUGGUAUGAUGAACUAUAUGAGAUUUUAUGUGUAUAACGAUGUGCAUGUAUCUUGUAGAAUAGGGUGUUUUUAAGGAAACCUUUUUUGAGCUGAUCCAGGAUGUUUGGCGUGAAAAAACAUGAUGCACUGACGCAUUGAAUUGUGUUGCCAAAUGAACUUGGUUACUUUGAAGAAACACUGACUUUUCCCUUAAUCCAGUUCUAACAAAAUCACUUCCGGUCGUAAAUGUUUACAACGAUAACAUACUGACCAACACGCUCCCGCUCUUUCUAGCAUCACCACUGCCUACGACGCAUCAACAACUGUGAAUUAAUCCAGUCAUCAUGCAGAUUCAGGAGCUCAAAUUCUUGUUUUUGGAAGACUGAAAAUCUUAAAGGCUGUAUAAAAGGUCAUGCUGAAUUGUUGGUCCGUUUCACCCAUUUGCUUGCUGUUCAUAUGCCUGUGUCGCCUACAGUACAGACUGGAAAUGUGAUUCAAAGUGAAGAGUAACAGUUCCUACUGAAAUGUCGAGUCCACUGCUGUAAAUGUACAUUUCUUUGGACCAGAUAUGAUAUUAUUACUAUGAGUUGUGCAAUCGUGGCUUUCCUUGCUUGUUUUUUUUUUCUUUUUACAUGAGAAAUGUUUUCUCUGUAGAUUUUGUGAACCUGUGUUUGGACAGAGAGGAUUCAGUCACGGCUGAUUUACACAGGCAGCGAAUCAUUCGUCCAUGUAAACGGCUCUGUCGGGUUUUUGAUGAGGAUUGGACUGUAGGCCUUCAUCCUGUGCAGUAGAUCAUUCGCUUCAUGAACCUGGUCAGUUGUUUGUAAACUGUAAAUCGAUUCUUUCUGUACAUGAGAAAAAAAUGGAAAUAAAUUUGUUCCCA